This is a messenger RNA of Grammomys surdaster, 2703 nucleotides long. RefSeq names its product WD repeat domain 55 (gene Wdr55). The record is from RefSeq and is a predicted model, not a curated record. Bases 1159 to 2325 code for a protein of 388 amino acids. NCBI's taxonomy places the organism in Eukaryota, Metazoa, Chordata, Mammalia, Rodentia, Muridae. Gene Ontology annotation, molecular function: protein binding. The transcript has 7 exons.
UUGUGAGCCACCAUGUGGUUGCUGGGAUUUGAACUCAUGACCUCUGGAAGAGCAGUCAGUGCUCUUAACCACUGAGCCAUCUCACCAGCCCCAGGAAAGUGCUUUUUAAGGAACCCCGCUUUGCCAAUAAUGCUUAAGAGGUUAAAAAAUGGGCUAUCUUCAACAAUACCUAGAAAUGGCUUUAAACAAAUAAUGCAUAGGUCCCGUGGUUGUAGGGCACAGUUUUAAUUAGGAAAAAGUCACAGAGACAUGAUUCAUAUGGACACCUAGAGUCAAUAAAAUUAAGAUCUGAGGGUUGACUAUCAAUUUAAUAUUGUUUCUACAAGUACUCAUUGUUUUUUGUUUUUGUUUUUCGAGACAGGGUUUCUCUGUAUAGCCCUGGCUGUCCUGGAACUCACUCUGUAGACCAGGCUGGCCUUGAACUCCUACAAGUGUUCUUAAUGCUCCAAUCACUAGACAGAUAGAGUAUUUCUACUCUUUGAAACCCUUAACCUCACCUCAGGUUCAUUUGUUUAUUUUCCUUUUCAGUGGGUUCUCACAAUAUCAAGGUGGCCUAGAAUUCUCAAGAGAUUCACCUACCUCCCACACCCGCAACUAAGUGUUUGCUACCAUGUUCAACUACCCCUCACUUUUUUUUUUUGUUUGUUUGUUUUGUUUUUCGAGACAGGGUUUCUCUAUAGCUCGGGCUGUCCUGGAACUCACUCUGUAGACCAGGCUGGCCUCAAACUCAGAAAUCCGCCUGCCUCUGCCUCCCAAGUGCUGGGAUUAAAGGCGUGUGCCACCACUGCCAGGCUGGGCGUGGCACUCAUAUCAGGAAAAAAACUGGCUGGGGGCCGGCGGAAGGGGAUCCUCUGAAACCACACGUAUGCGUUCUGCUGUGCCUUUCUUCCUCAGCACUAUUUCUUUUGGCCUUUGUGUUUAAAAUGUACUUAUACAACAACAACAACUAAAAAUUUUAAUGAGCUUCAUUUAAGAAAAUAAGGGGUGGGUGGGUUGUUGAGUCUUAGAGGAAGCAGCACGCAGCGCCCGCUCCAGUCUCAUCAGCUGCGGCAGUCCCGCCUCUUCCGACGUCCUUCCAGUGCACUUCCGAUCCCGCCUCCUCCCGGAAGCAACUACUUAGGCCACGCCUCUGUCAGUGUAGUUUGUUUCCCAGCGCGCAUGGAUCCUAUGGACCCCACGUGUGAGGAGAGUCCUGCAGAGGACUCCAACAAUGAAGAGGAAGACCUUGACUCCACGAAGGCAGCACCCCGGAUCCGUGAUACCCCUGAAGACAUCGUGCUGGAAGCGCCAGCCAGUGGCCUGGCAUUCCAUCCGACUCGAGACCUGCUGGCAGCAGGGGACGUGGACGGGGACGUGUUCGUCUUUGCCUAUUCUUGUCAGGAGGGAGAAACCAAGGAGCUCUGGUCCUCAGGGCACCACCUCAAGUCCUGCCGAGCUGUUGUCUUCUCAGAGGAUGGGCAGAAACUUGUUACUGUCUCUAAGGACAAAGCAAUCCAUGUAUUAGAUGUCGAACAGGGACAAUUGGAAAGACGAAUUUCCAAGGCUCACAGUGCUCCCAUUAACAGUCUGCUGCUUGUGGAUGAGAAUGUUCUAGUUACUGGGGAUGACACAGGUGGUAUCCGACUAUGGGACCAGCGUAAAGAGGGCCCUUUGAUGGAUAUGCGGCAGCAUGAGGAGUACAUUGCUGACAUGGCUCUGGACCCAGCCAAGAAGCUGCUGCUCACAGCCAGUGGAGAUGGCUGCCUUGGUGUCUUCAACAUCAAGAGACGCCGGUUUGAGUUACUCUCAGAGCCUCAGUCAGGAGAUCUAACCUCCAUCGCCCUCAUGAAAUACGGGAAGAAGGUGGCUUGUGGAUCUAGUGAAGGUACCAUCUACCUCUUCAAUUGGAAUGGUUUUGGGGCUACAAGUGACCGCUUUGCCCUAAGAGCAGAGUCCAUCGACUGCAUGGCUCCAGUCACUGAGAAUCUGCUGUGCACUGGCUCCACUGAUGGAAUCAUCAGGGCUGUGAACAUCCUGCCUAACCGAGUGGUGGGCACCGUGGGCCAGCACGCGGGGGAGCCUGUGGAGGAGCUAGCCGUAUCCCACUGUGGCCACUUUCUGGCCAGUAGUGGCCACGACCAGCGUGUCAAAUUUUGGGACAUGAAUCAGCUUCGAACUGUGGUUGUGGAUGACUAUCGGCGACGAAAGAAAAAGGGAGGGCCACUUCGUGCCCUGAGCAGUAAAGCUUGGAGCACGGACGACUUCUUUGCAGGGCUGAGAGAAGAUGAAGAGGAUGCCAAGGCUCAAGAGGAGGUGGUGAGGGAGAGCGAUGACGACAGCGACUGAGGACGAGGAAGGAGCUGUCUUCUGGGACAGGUUCCCUAAAGAAGUCUGUUUAUGCUAUAGACUGGACAUAAGCUUAGCUCUAUCAUCGAGUUACACCUGACUCCCCAAACAGGAGUUUUCCAUAGUGUAUCAUGUAAGAAAUGACAUGAACUCAGGGCCCUGAAGUGGGAACGAAUUUUCUCCCCCUAUCAUUGUAAAACAAACUAUGGCCACUACAGCAAGAUAGCACAGACACAUGUACACCAACCAGAGUUUUAAUAUAAAUAAAACCAGUAUAGAAAAACAAAAACCAUAUAAGCCCAAACUAGAGACACGUGGUGCGAGGAAGGGCUCUUUGGUUCAGCCAGUUCUCCAAAUAAAAACAAAGAUUCAUAGUAA